This is a messenger RNA of Sebastes umbrosus (honeycomb rockfish), 3639 nucleotides long. It is a transcript of the gene grk1a, whose product is annotated as G protein-coupled receptor kinase 1 a. NCBI's taxonomy places the organism in Eukaryota, Metazoa, Chordata, Actinopteri, Perciformes, Sebastidae. Gene Ontology annotation, biological process: regulation of opsin-mediated signaling pathway; visual perception; signal transduction. Gene Ontology annotation, molecular function: rhodopsin kinase activity; ATP binding. The coding region runs from base 1478 to 3169 and encodes 563 amino acids. The record is from RefSeq and is a predicted model, not a curated record. The transcript has 7 exons. Gene Ontology annotation, cellular component: cytoplasm.
CUUGAACAGCCAGGCAGCUUGGUUACUAAUGGCAACAGUCAAGGUGAACGAGUGCAUAUGAUUUGCUCGGAUUUAAAUGUUUGGCACAUUGAAACCAAAGUCUGCAUCUGUUUGAUUCUGUACCUGCCAAAGAGCCAAUUAGAGGUUGUAACAUUUUACUUUUCCAGAAGUAAUAAGGGGGAGAUUUUACAGUAAAGGGAGUCGGUAGAUACUGUAACAAUGUUAUCACAGAUUAGAUCAACGUUAGUUAUUUAAGUGUCAAAAAAUUGUGAAAGUUGCCAAGCUCACAAGCUCCCAGAGUCGAAGGUGACAUCUUCAAAUUGCUUCUUUUGUCUGACCAACAGUUGAAAACCAAAAUAUAUUCAAUUUACAUUGAUUCAAAUGAAGAAAAGCAGCAAAUCCUCAAAUUUAAGAAGCCUGAAAAAAUUCAUAUCUAUACGUAGCAGCAUGGCUCUAUAGAUGCAACGUCAGUUAGUCGUUUGGUCCAUCACUUUGGUCCAGACUAAAAUAUCUCAACAACAAUCGUGACCUCCAGAGGAUGAACCGUUUUGUGGGGGGGACAUUAGUAUUUGGUGUCAUCAGGUCAAAAGUUCAAUUUGUCCAGUAAUUUGGUUUAUGAGCAAAUACCUGCAAACCUAAUGACAUUUAGCCUCAGCUGUAAGCUACUUACUGUAUGUUUAGUGCUAAUUAGCAAAUGUUGACAUGUUAACCCGCUAAACUAAGAUGUUGAACAUGGUAAACAUUAUACCUGCUUAACAUCAGCAUGUUAGCAUUGUCAUUGUGAUCGUGGUAGCAUUUGAGCUAAAUGUUAUCACUAGCAAUUAUUAGAGGAAUCAGGUUUUGAGACUGAAUAGGUGUUUCUUUCUGGUAGAAGAUUUAAAAUAGGAAAAGACCACAAGAGUACAAAAGUACAGCACUGUGCAGAAGCAUGAUGUUAACUACUGUGAACACUUUUCUCUCAUUUCUCUCUGUGCCACUCGCUCUGUCUCUCAGCUUCACUGCAUUCCUGUCAUUACCAGCCCACUACAUGCAUACCACAUUUAUCUCUCCUCCUUCUCGCUUUCAUUUUCUGUCUCUCUUCUCCAUCAUGUUUCCUGAGUCUUUGUUUUCACUCUUUGUUCCCUUCACUCUUCCUCUACAGCGUGCACAUGGGUUCAUGCAGGAUGACGCAUUACGGUGUUACAGGGUGGAUAAAUCUCUUUGGGGAAAGGUGAUGAGUCAGGUAGAUCUGCAAGUGUGUCUGCAUGUGUGUGUGAAAGGGACUCACAGGUUUAAUGAUUGAGGGAAACACUGAGCUCUCUGUGGCUGUCUGCAGCGAGCAGGCGGUUGGAUGUACGACAUCCUCUGCUUCUGAAGAGAUUUGAAUCCACAUCUUGUUCUUAUCUGGGAAUUAUUCACAUUCACAUUUUCUCUGUAGCUUUUUGCGGCAUCUCACACAUUUCUCCGUCCCUCCUCCUCAUUUUUCGACUGUGUCACCAUGGAUAUCGGUGGCCUGACGACAGUGGUGGCCAACUCUGCCUACAUCUCGGCCCGCGGGAGCUUUGAUGGCACUGCCAACCCUGCAACCAAUCGAGACAAGAAGUACCACUCCCGCCUGAAGCUGCCUCACAUCACAGUGUGUGAAGACCUGCGGGAGACUUUAGAUUUGGGCUUCCAGACAGUCUGUGUGGAGCAGCCCAUCGGCAAACGUCUCUUCCAGGAGUUCCUAGACGCCAACAAAGAAUAUAAAGGCCCCUGCCGCCUGUGGAAGGAUAUUGAGGAAUACAACAUGGCUGAGGAUGAAGAUCGAGUCAUGAAAGCGAGCAAGAUCUUGUCCCGGUACAUGGAGCCUGACGCCAAGUAUUUCUGCCCCUUUCUGCCAGAAAACGGCAUCACAAAGGUCAAAGAGAAGCACCAAGAGGCCGGGGACGAUCUUUUCAGUGAGACCACGAACAAUGUGAUGGAUUUUCUCAAGGAAGUGCCCUACACUUUCUUCCUGGAGAGUAUGUAUCUGACAAGGUUUCUGCAGUGGAAGUGGUUGGAGAUGCAGCCCAUGGGAGAGGAUUGGUUUUUGGAUUUUCGUGUAUUGGGGAAAGGGGGUUUUGGGGAAGUGUCUGCCUGUCAGACGAAGGCCACGGGGAAACUGUAUGCCUGCAAAAAGCUCAACAAGAAGAGGCUGAAGAAGAGAAAAGGCAAUGAGGGGGCGAUGGUGGAGCAGAAGAUCCUGGCUCGAGUUCACAGCAGGUUCAUCGUCUCUUUGGCGUACGCCUUCCAGUCAAAAACAGAGUUGUGUCUGGUCAUGACCAUCAUGAACGGAGGAGACCUGAGGUAUCACAUUUAUAACGUGGACGAGGACAACCCGGGGUUGGACGAGCCGCGGGCCUGCUACUACGCUGCUCAGAUCAUCCAGGGUAUGGAGCACCUCCACCAGAAGAGGAUCAUCUACAGAGACCUCAAACCAGAGAACGUGCUGCUGGAUAAUCAAGGUAACGUACGUAUCUCUGACCUUGGUCUGGCUGUGGAGCUGGCUGAUGAUCAGCUCAAAAUCAAGGGCUACGCCGGGACUCCAGGUUUCAUGGCUCCUGAGCUGCUGAAAGGAGAAGAGUACGAUUACUCGGUGGAUUACUUCACUCUGGGGGUCACUUUGUUUGAGUUCAUGGCUGCCAAAGGACCCUUCAGGAGCCGAGGAGAGAAGGUGGAGAAUAAGGUGGUGAAGAAGCGGAUCCUGAAUGAUCCGGUAAUGUAUCCAGAGAAGUUCAGUGAGAACGCCCGGUCCAUCUGUGAGGGUCUGCUGUUCAAAGAGGUCGACAAGAGGCUCGGCUUCAAGAACGGAUCCUGUGACGAGAUCAGGGCGCUCCCCUUCUUCAGCGAGAUCAACUGGAGGAAACUCAAUGCAGGGAUCCUCACACCCCCUUUCGUGCCAGACUCAAAGACAGUUUACGCCAAGGACAUCGACGACGUCGGGGCCUUCUCAACGGUUAAAGGCGUGCAGCUGGAGGAUAUGGACAACCAGUUUUUUGAAGAGUUUGCCACGGGGAACAUCCCCAUCCCCUGGCAGGAGGAGAUGAUCGAGAUGGGGAUCUAUGGCGAGCUCACGGUCUGGGGAGCCAACGGCGCUCUGACCAACGACCUGCGACGUGAAUCCAUCCUGGAGCAGCCGGCCAAGUCCUCAACCUGCACGGUGACGUAAGACAGCGACGACCACAGAGCACCACAGCAAAACAUCCAGCUGUUAAUGGAGGAGUUUACAUCAGCUGAUUGUUUAUUUCUUUAACACUUUUUGUACAAGACUUUGAGGGGGAUCCAUGUCUCUGAUAGAUAAUGAGAUACUCACAGUAUUACCUGCACUUUUUGUCCAGUUUUACUUAUAGCCCUUUACUGUAAACUCAUGUUGUUUAUGUGGACUGACAUGUUUUGUCUUUAUUGCUGCACACUUUUGACUUGUUAUCUAAUUAUCUGUUUCUAACAUUGUCCCACUGUUGGAUUUUUUUUUUAAGUAGAGGAAUGAAUGAUUGAUUAUUUUGUGUGUGUGUCAGUGUGAAUGAAUUGCAAGUAAAAAAUUAGCAUUUUAAUUUCCUUUGCCUUUUUCCACUUUUUGUUUCUCCACUGUGUUAUAAUCGUUUUCUAGCUUCAGACGUGUAAAUAAAACUUGUAUCCAUU